AUGCAAUCGGUUGCAAAGGUAAGAACUGAAGUCACUGCUAGACACUGGCUCCACGACAAGUGUGGAAAUUGUAGAAACAUAUAUCUCGCGCAGAUCAAGAAGCACAACCGUGCCGGUGCACAGCUCCAUGCUAUCAUUUCGACCCCUACGAAACAACAACUGCUUGAUGUUGCUCAAAGACUUGACCAGGAGCGCAAAACUGGCAAAAUUCGAGGACCUCUUCACGGAGUUCCUAUCAUUGUCAAGGAUGCCUUUGCGACCGUUCCAUCUUUGGGAAUGCCGACUACCGUUGGUUCCUAUGCCCUCAUAGACUCUCGACCAAAGAAAAAUGCGGCGAUUAUUGACGUGUUGAUCCAGAAUGGCCUUAUCAUCCUUGGCAAGACCAAUUUAACGGAGUUCUGCGGUUUCAAAGGCACAGGUGGAUGGUCUGCGGUUGAAGGCAUGUGCCAAUCACCCUACAUUUUAGGAGGGUUCAAGAAAGGAGAAAAGCGUAGAGGGGAAACAGCGCCCGGUGGCUCGUCGACAGGAUCCGCCGUAGGAGUUGCCGCAGGAUUCUGUCCAAUAUCUUUGGGUACCGAGACAUCUGGGUCGUUAACUUCACCAGCAAGUCGGGCAGCAUUGCAAGCAUUGAAGCUCACGCCAGGAUCAGUAUCCAUGGAAGGUGUCUGGGAAGUUGCUAGUACAUAUGAUACUGCUGGUGCAAUGGCCAAAUCAGUUCUUGAUUUGGCUCUUGUCAGUGAUAUGCUUCUUCGGACUACUAGAGGAGGCUGCAGCAAGGUCUCUCUAACUAAAAGCAUAAGGAGCAAGUGGCAAGGACUUUCUGUGGGCUUUGUUGAUAUCGAGAAGUGGCGUCUGCCCCUAGAAGCUCGAGACCCGGAUCCCGGAUAUGAUGAGCAAAGCUUCGCUGAUUAUCAACGAGCCAUACAGAUGAUCCAAGAACACGGUGGAAGAGUGGUUCAUCCAGUUCACAUCACUCCCCCCGAAGAAUACAUAGUGGAUUCAGAAGGCGGCAAUGUUGAUGAUUUGAUGGAUAAUAUUAUGAGGAGCCAAGCACGAGACGGAUGUAAAAAAUACCUGUCUAGUCUUGAAUACAGCAAAGUCAAUGAUUUGAAAGACAUCAUAAAUUUCAACCAAGCCAAUGCAGCCAUCGAGUUUGACGACAUGUUUUGUCCAAACCAAAAUGGCUUGGAAAAAGCCCUGGAGGCGACCAUGUCAGCUGAAGAUUUAGAGAAAAACCUGCAAAUUUGUAGACAGUGGGCUGCUACAAAAGGCGUUGACAAAAUCAUUGAAGAAUGCAAUGUUGAUGUAAUAGUAGGACCAUGCGAUAGCUUUUUUGCGGGGUUGGGUGUUGGAGCGAAUUAUCCAUUAGCAUCCAUUCCGUUCGGAGUCGUUAAAAGCAGUGGCCGUCCAUAUGGAUUACACGUGAUUGCUAGGGCUUAUGAAGGGAAGAUUAUUAGCUUCAUGGGUGCUUGGGAAGCUACAUGGCCUGCGCGGAAAAUCCCAGACUUGGAUGCGGUCGCUGGCAGCCUUUAA
Sclerotinia borealis F-4128 is the source of this 1533-nucleotide messenger RNA. The record is from the annotation of a GenBank genome assembly. NCBI's taxonomy places the organism in Eukaryota, Fungi, Ascomycota, Leotiomycetes, Helotiales, Sclerotiniaceae.